Messenger RNA from Sesamum indicum (sesame), 1879 nucleotides. RefSeq lists its product as uncharacterized. Gene Ontology annotation, molecular function: ATP-dependent activity, acting on DNA; ATP hydrolysis activity; ATP binding. The record is from RefSeq and is a predicted model, not a curated record. Lineage: Eukaryota; Viridiplantae; Streptophyta; Magnoliopsida; Lamiales; Pedaliaceae.
CCCAAAGACACCAUUCACUGCCGUUUCUAGAGCACCAAAACCCUAAAACCCUUCUCAGCACCACUUCUCUUUGCUCUGUUAACGCACAAACUCCUUCACCUUCCUCUUGCCCUAAAACCUUCUCCUCUCUCAUCUCUCAAGAUCAGCCAUGGCAGAGAUUAAGCUGUCCGAGAUGCGAGAUUUGACCCGAAUAGAGCGAAUCGGAGCGCACUCUCACAUCCGGGGCCUGGGUCUGGACUCCACCCUGGAGGCCCGCGCCUCCUCUGAGGGCAUGGUGGGCCAGACUUCAGCUCGGAGAGCUGCUGGAGUCAUUGUGAAGAUGGUCCAGGAAGGGAAAAUCGCGGGCCGUGCCGUACUCCUCGCGGGCCAGCCUGGCACCGGGAAGACUGCCAUUGCCAUGGGCAUGGCAAAGUCUCUCGGGCAAGAAACUCCAUUUGCUAUGCUCGCAGGGAGCGAACUAUUCUCCCUCGAGAUGUCGAAAACCGAAGCCCUUAUGCAGGCCUUUAGGAAAGCGAUUGGGGUCAGAAUUAAGGAGGAAACCGAGGUGAUUGAGGGCGAGGUUGUGGAGAUUCAGAUUGACAGGCCGGCUGUGGCGGGGGCAGCGUCUAAGACUGGGAAGCUGACUCUGAAGACGACGGAAAUGGAGACGGUGUAUGAUUUGGGGGCAAAGAUGAUUGAGGCAUUGGGGAAGGAGAAAGUGCAAAGUGGAGAUGUUAUUGCGAUUGAUAAGGCAUCUGGAAAGAUCACAAAGCUUGGGAGGUCUUUCUCAAGGUCCAGGGAUUAUGAUGCCAUGGGGCCUCAGACCAAGUUCGUGCAGUGCCCUGAUGGUGAGCUGCAGAAGAGGAAGGAAGUUGUGCAUUGUGUUACGCUUCACGAGAUAGAUGUCAUCAACAGCAGAACACAGGGAUUUCUGGCACUAUUCACAGGUGAUACCGGUGAAAUUCGUGCGGAAGUUAGGGAACAAAUUGACACAAAGGUUGCAGAGUGGAGGGAAGAAGGAAAAGCAGAAAUUGUGCCUGGUGUCCUUUUCAUUGAUGAAGUUCACAUGCUGGACAUUGAGUGCUUUUCUUUCCUGAAUCGUGCAUUGGAGAACGACAUGGCGCCUAUAUUGGUCGUUGCCACCAAUAGAGGGAUAACUUCUAUUAGGGGCACAAAUUACAAAUCCCCACAUGGCAUCCCAAUUGAUUUUCUUGAUCGUCUGCUUAUCAUCUCCACACAACCGUACACAUCAGAUGAUAUUCGAAAAAUUCUGGACAUUAGAUGCCAAGAGGAAGACGUUGAAAUGUCUGAAGAUGCAAAAAUUUUGUUGACAAAGAUAGGAGAAGAUACAUCUUUGAGAUACGCUAUAAACCUCAUCACCUCUGCUGCAUUAGCCUGCCAAAAACGGAAGGGAAAGAUUGUGGAAAUGGAAGAUAUUAGCCGAGUUUACGAGCUAUUUUAUGAUGUGAAACGGUCAACACAAUACUUGAUGGAAUACCAAAGCCAAUACAUGUUCAGUGAGGUUCCAGACGAAGGGGGAGAUGAAGAUGAAGCCAACGCAAUGGUCUCAUAGUGGAUUGUUUGGAACACAAACAACAUUUGCUGGUAUAUAAUUGGCUUGCAUUAUUAUUCUUGCGACUGCAGUAUGUUGGCUCCCGACAUUCCUAUCGUCGUGUUAAUUUGUUCGCAGUGCAGUUUAAAUCAUGGAAAAUUAUGGGUCCAAUAUGGGUGUAUUUAGAUGUUCAACAAUUGAAUGUUCUGCAGCAACCAGCAUGAAGGACUUGGUAGUUUUUUCUUUUCUGAAAUCUGAUGUUGCACUGCAGUUGUGGACUGUCUUUUAUGAACUGUAUCUAAGGAGAAAAACAGAAUAUGAAAUUUAAGCAUAAAUGAUUUGAUGUGA